Synchiropus splendidus (mandarinfish) is the source of this 2070-nucleotide messenger RNA. It is a transcript of the gene riok2, whose product is annotated as RIO kinase 2 (yeast). Gene Ontology annotation, molecular function: protein serine/threonine kinase activity; ATP binding. NCBI's taxonomy places the organism in Eukaryota, Metazoa, Chordata, Actinopteri, Syngnathiformes, Callionymidae. Gene Ontology annotation, cellular component: cytosol; preribosome, small subunit precursor; nucleus. The transcript is spliced from 10 exons. The coding region runs from base 95 to 1636 and encodes 513 amino acids. Gene Ontology annotation, biological process: protein phosphorylation; maturation of SSU-rRNA. The record is from RefSeq and is a predicted model, not a curated record.
UCCGCCUUGCCCAUGUGUUUACACGGAAUGUGGACGUGGGUCGCCCGACACUAAUUUUUACUGUGCAAAAUCGUCGGUUUUACGUCGUGUAAUCAUGGGGAAACUGAAUGUUGUGGUGCUGAGAUAUUUGUCUCGCGAUGACUUCCGAGUGCUCACCGCAGUGGAGAUGGGAAUGAAGAACCAUGAAAUAGUACCAGUGAGUCUCCUGUCAUCUAUUGCCAGUCUUAAACAUGGUGGUUGCAACAAAAUCCUCAGGGAGCUUGUCAAACACAAGCUUGUCGUAUAUGAACGCAGCAAGACCAUCCAAGGUUACAGGCUGAACUAUGGAGGAUAUGAUUAUCUUGCACUUAAAACGUUGAGUUCCAGAGAAGUGGUUGUUUCAGUUGGAAAUCAGAUGGGCGUGGGAAAAGAAUCAGAUAUCUACAUUGUUGCGGGACCAAACGGAGAACAGUAUGCUCUCAAGCUGCACAGGUUGGGUCGCACCUCCUUUCGGAAUCUGAAGAACAAGAGGGAUUAUCACAAACACAGAAACAACAUGUCCUGGCUCUACCUGUCCCGGCUUUCUGCCAUGAAGGAGUUUGCCUAUAUGAAGGCCCUAUAUGAUCGAGGUUUUCCUGUCCCCAAGCCAGUGGACUAUAACAGGCAUGCUGUAGUCAUGGAACUCAUCAAUGGAUAUCCGCUGUGCCAAGUCCACGAGCUGCAGGAUCCACCUGCUCUUUAUAGCGAAUUCAUGGACCUCAUAGUUAAACUGGCCAACCACGGCUUGAUUCAUGGAGAUUUCAACGAGUUCAACCUCAUGCUCGACGACCAGGACCACAUUACCAUGAUCGAUUUCCCUCAAAUGGUGUCCACCUCUCACAUCAAUGCUGAGUGGUAUUUUGAUCGCGACGUUAAGUGCAUCCGAGAUUUCUUUGCCAAGCGCUUCAACUAUGAGAGUGAGCUCUUCCCCACCUUCAAAGACAUCAGACGAUCAUACUCAUUGGACAUUGAGGUGUCGGCCAGUGGUUUCACCAAAGAUAUGGAAAAAGACAGUGCAUUGCUCCAACCUGCCGGCCCUGAGGAGGAUGAGGAUGAUGAUGAGGAUGGGGAUGGGGACGGGGACGAGGAUGACACAGAUGGAGAGGAACCAUAUGAGGAUGACGGACUGAGGGAAGCUAGUUUGGACAUUGAUGAGUACAAACACGCGGUACAGGAGCUGGAGGGGCUGAGAGUUGCUGACACACAGUCAGAAGAGAACAGAGCGUCUGCAGAGAGUGAAGCUCAUGGUGACAAACACCUGGAGAUUGAAGUUGAGGAGGAACUGAAGGAAGCAGAGGAUGAAUGCCCUGAACUGGAGGACCUUUCUGCGUUUAACAAGGAGUUCAAACCUUUCAGGGACUCUGACAGUCUUCUGCAGAUAGCAGAGCACAGGAGGAGGAGAACAGACAGUGAGGCGACGAUGGGCAGCGCAGGCAGCUGCUCUACCAUUCCCCCUGAGGUUGUCCGUCAGAAGGUCCGCAGGCAGCUCACCAAGCAGCAGAAAGCAGCUCAGAGAAGGCGCCUGCAGAAGGGAGAGGCCAACCUGGUGACUAAAUCCAGGAGGGAGACCCAGAGUGACAUCAAAUCUAGCCUGGACAGCGCCUCCUUCUGGGGAUAAACUGAACUUUGGACACUUUUGUAUAGAGAGAAGUGAAGGCUGUUGCCAGUGUGAGACUCUACACACCUGAUUAUGUACAUUUGACUGGGAGAACAUGAGUCUUGUUGAGCUACAGUUCAAUGUAAAUUUUGUGGAUUUGGAAUUAUAAAAAUUCCAGAAAGAAGAUAUGUUUUUACUUUUAAACAACAAUAAAAAACUGUUGCUGACAACUGAACACAGAAAUAAUGUGUUGAGGCAGCUGGCUGAAGUGUUUGAGUGUCAGCGAUGGAAGACAACAUUCUUGUGAAAUAUAUGAUCAGAUUUUGGAUUCACUGCCAUAAAGUGUUGUGCUAAGUGUCACGGAAGAGUUAAAUCUACAACUUUCUUGUGCAACCAGCAGUCUGGGAAAGGUAAACAUGGCAGAGAGGAGCAGAGCUGGCUGCUGGGAAACAAGC